AUGGUUCAAAAGGCUGUUCUCGUUACUGGUGGCGCUGGCUACAUUGGUUCUCAUACCGUUAUCGAAUUAUUGAAUGCCGGCAGAGAAGUCGUCAUUUAUGAUAACCUUUACAACGCCUCUUAUGAAGCUGUCCGCCGUAUCGAACAAAUCUCUGGUAAGAAGCCUCAUUUCUACAAGGCUGAUAUCCUCGAUAAGAAGGCUCUUUUGGAAGUGUUCAGCCGUCAUCCUAUUGAUUCUGUUAUCCACUUUGCUGGCUUGAAAGCUGUCGGUGAGUCCACUCAAAUCCCUCUUGAUUACUAUUACAACAACAUCACUGGUACUAUUGUCUUGUUGCAAGCCAUGAAGGAGGCUAAUGUAAAGAACAUUGUCUUUUCUUCUUCUGCAACUGUAUACGGUGAGCCCCCCGUUAUCCCUAUCCCUGAAACCAGCCCUACUGAUGCCAAGAGCCCUUACGGUCGCACUAAGCUCUUCGUUGAACACAUUAUUCGCGAUCUCUGUACUGCCGAAAAGGAGUGGAACGCCGCUCUUCUCCGUUACUUUAACCCUGCUGGCGCUCAUCCCUCUGGUAUUUUGGGUGAAAACCCUACUGGUGUCCCCAACAACUUGAUGCCUUACUUUGCCCAAGUGGCUAUUGGUAAGCGUGAGUACUUGUCUGUCUUUGGCAACGAUUACCCCACUCGUGAUGGCACAUGUAUCAGAGAUUAUAUCCAUGUCGUUGAUUUGGCUGAAGGCCAUUUAGCUGCUCUCAAGAAGCUCGAAGAUAAUCCCGGUUGUGUAGAGUAUAAUUUGGGUACAGGUGUUGGAUCCACAGUUUUGGAGAUGGUACACGCUUUCCAAAAGGCUGUUGGUCGUGAAUUGCCUUACAAGAUUGCUCCUCGUCGUCCUGGCGAUGUCCCUGACCUUACUGCUGAUCCUGCCAAGGCCAACAAGGAAUUGGGCUGGAAGGUCAAGUUCUCUUUGGAAGAGGCUUGUGCCUCUUUGUGGAACUGGCAAAGCAAGAACCCUGAAGGUCUUGAAGGAUAUCCUUCUGAAGCUCCUAGCGAAUGUGUCAUCAACUACCUUUAA
Molecule: messenger RNA, 1065 nt
Organism: Mucor velutinosus
Lineage: Eukaryota; Fungi; Mucoromycota; Mucoromycetes; Mucorales; Mucoraceae
Exons: 4
Coding region: 1-1065 (354 amino acids)
Biological process (GO): beta-D-galactose catabolic process via UDP-galactose, Leloir pathway
Cellular component (GO): cytosol
Molecular function (GO): UDP-glucose 4-epimerase activity
Source: RefSeq, a predicted model, not a curated record